This is a messenger RNA of Rhodotorula graminis WP1, 2524 nucleotides long. RefSeq lists its product as uncharacterized. The coding region runs from base 1 to 2472 and encodes 823 amino acids. NCBI's taxonomy places the organism in Eukaryota, Fungi, Basidiomycota, Microbotryomycetes, Sporidiobolales, Sporidiobolaceae. Gene Ontology annotation, molecular function: ATP binding; ATP hydrolysis activity. The transcript has 10 exons. The record is from RefSeq and is a predicted model, not a curated record. Gene Ontology annotation, cellular component: mitochondrion; cytoplasm.
AUGCUGCGCCUCAAGAAUGUGCCGCUGGCUCGGCUGGCCCGCCCUGCACCACCUCGAUCCAGCUCCGUCUUGAUCUCCCGACCUUGGUCGACGUCGGCAUCGCCCUCGUCUCAAGCCGCGCUCGAGGUUGCCGACCCACUCUUGCUCUACUACAGCCUCGUCGCCCAGGGCAAGGUUAAGAAGGACGAGGAACAGCUGCGGGCGCUCGUUCAGCUCCGCAAGCUCCACACCGAGCUCAUCGACUACCAGCCACCAGUCCACCUCCUCACCCUCCUCGAGUCGAUCCGCGCCAUCAGCUCGCCGCCCUCCUCGUCCACCUCGGCCGUCACGACCACCUCGUCCCUCCCCGCAUGGCCGUUCAAGCGCUCGCCCCUGUCGAACCUCGGCAUGGACCUGUCGUCCGAGGAGGAGGCCGACCGCCAGUCGCUGUCGCUCCUGAGCGAGAAGCAGAAGACGACGGAGCUCGUCAAGGUCCUCAAGGCGCACGAGGGCCUCGAGGAGCUCGACACGCCCAAGGGCUUCCUGUUGACGGGUCCGCCGGGUACGGGCAAAAGCCUCCUCAUGGACCUCUUCUUCCAGAGCCUGCCAGUGCCGCACAAGGUCCGGUACCACUACCACGCCUUCCUCCUGUCGCUCUACCAGGCUAUCCACCGCGCGCUCGAGCGGCAACGACUGCAGAACGAGGAGGAGGAGCGAGCGGCCAACGAGCUGUACAAGCGCGGCGACAAGGGCGGGUACCCGUGGAGCCGCAAGGAGGAGAUGAAGGCGCGGGCGAUCAGCCAAGGGUGGCAAACCGUCUUUGCCGGAGGACGCUCGGCGAGUGACCCGGCGCUCAACACGCGCGAGUUCGUCCUCGCGCAGGUCGCGCUCGACCUCAUCAAGACGCACGGUUGGCUGCUCGCGUUCGACGAGGUGCAGCUUGUCGACAUCGCAGGCGCAGGCCUCGUCAGCCGGGUCAUGAGCUGGUACUGGCGCCUCGGCGGCGUCGUCGUCGGCACGUCCAACCGCGUUCCUGAAGACCUCUACAAGCAGGGCAUCCAGCGCGCCACCCUCUCGCCCUUCCUCGGCGCCCUCGCCGUCCGCUCGCCCGUCAUCAACCUCUCGUCGCCGACCGACUACCGCCUCAUCGCGCGCUCCCAGAUCUCGCUCUCGCCCGAGACGGACGCCGUCACGCCGGGCGACUUUGGCUCGACCGAGGCGUGGACGCGCUGGGGCACGCGCUCGCGAGGGUGGUUCGUCAAGGGCGAGGACGACGCGGCGUGGCAGGACGCGCUGCGGUGGGUCGUCGGCGACGCCGAGGGUGCGCAGAAGGUCCUGAGCGUGUACGGGCGCAAGGUGACGGUGCCCUGGGCGUCGGGCGGGGUCGCGAGGUUCUCGUUCAAGGAGCUGUGCGAGAAGCCGCUCGGGCCCGCCGACUACAUCACGCUCGGCAGCGAGUUUCACACGCUCGUCCUCGACGACGUUCCUGUUCUCCCGCUCAACGCCAAGAACGAGGCCCGGCGGCUCAUCACCCUCCUCGACGCUCUCUACGAGACUAAGACUCGCCUUCUCGCCUUCGCCUCUGCCCCGAUCGACUCGCUCUUCUUCCCCGACGCCGUCACGCCCGAGGCGCCUCCUUCGCCCGUCGACGCUAUCCUCGACGACCUCCCUACCUCGUUCGCCGAGUCGUCGGGCUCGCACGCCCCCGGCGACUCGGGCCCCGUCCACGUCCUCGACAACUCGACCUUUUCCCUCCCGCUCAACGACUCGAUCUCGGCCAAGGGCUCGUCGCGGUACGACGCGCAGGACGCGGCGGGCGAGGUGACCGACUCGCUCGUCGAGGAGAUGCUCGGCGACGUCCAGCAGGACCUCGACGCGCCGUACCGCCCCAACAUCUCGGCGUACGACGAGAGCGCCAACGUCGCCGCCUACGAGCGUGACGCGGCGCGCAAGAUCGAGACGCAGGCGGUCGAGGAGCAGCUCGAUCGGCAGCUGCGACGGCGGCGCGAGCAGGAGGCGAGGGCGCCCAUCCACCCGAGCGCGGCCACGCCGAGCUUCCAGAACCUGUCCAUCUUUACCGGUGAGGACGAGCGCUUCUCGUUCAAGCGCGCCGUCUCUCGCGUCCACGAGAUGUCGUCCGCCGAGUACCUCGUCACGGCCGAGCACUCGCCCAUGCCGUCACACGUGCGUUCGUGGGAGACGCCUUUCGCCUCGUCGAGCGCUGUCGCCGAUGCCGCGGCCGCCGCCGCACCACCUCGACACGCUGUCGGCGACAAGGCGCCCCUCGGCGACGACCGCCUGAACGGCGUGCUCGACCCGGCCGACCUGCGCGCCAAGUGGCCCGACGGCACGCCUCGCGAGGGCAAGGAGGUCGACGUGCGAAGGGAGCGACCGGUCCUGAGGGAGGAGCACGUGUGGGGCGUGCGCGAGUGGGGCAAGAAGGCGGGCAGGUGGGGGCAGGGCGCAAAGGCGUACGAAGGCGAGGCCAAGUAGACUGACCAUUCCUCUUUGCGGUCAAGAGCUGCAGUAUAUUCUGAGCCACGGC